Molecule: messenger RNA, 1658 nt
Organism: Trichoderma reesei QM6a
Lineage: Eukaryota; Fungi; Ascomycota; Sordariomycetes; Hypocreales; Hypocreaceae
Exons: 2
Coding region: 367-1431 (354 amino acids)
Biological process (GO): cellular response to misfolded protein
Cellular component (GO): endoplasmic reticulum membrane
Molecular function (GO): Hsp70 protein binding
Source: RefSeq, a predicted model, not a curated record
GCGGUGCAUUGAUUUGACUCGCACAUCUGCAUCUCGACGGCAUUGCGUAUCCUAUUCGCCAAGCCUUUGUUGAUUCUGGCCGUCUUGUCUGUUGUCUUUUCCUCUUGUCGUCGGGCCGCUUUCUGUCGGUCGUUUUUUCUUGGAAGAAGCCACGCUUCCGGCUUGUCACUGGCGAGAAAACGCAGCCAAACAAGAAUCUGUCCCUUUUUUCUCCUCGAUACGAUAUCCAUCUCCGGCUCCCUCGAACCUUGCCGCAUCCUCUCCCGUCAUCGUCAUCGACUCCAGCUCUUCGCUUCCGCUCCUCGAUCCUCGACAUUUCGAAUCUCAAAUCUUCUUGCCUCUCUUCGCUCCUUAGCCAUCCGAUAAAUGCCAGACGCCACAGCCUCGGGUGCCGACACGGGCGGUGCUGCCCGGUCUCGCGAGCACAACCAGGGCAACCAGGGCCGCACGUACACGGUCGAGCAAAAGGCAGCCGUCCUGCGCAUCCGGAAAUGCAAGCCCACCGCCUUUUACGACAUCCUGGGCCUCGAGGCCGUCCGCAGCUCGUGCACCGACGCCGACAUCAAGAAGGCGUACAGGAAACAGUCGCUGCUGACGCACCCCGACAAGAACGGCCACGAGCACGCCGAUGAGGCCUUCAAGAUGGUCAGCCGCGCCUUUGGCAUCCUGGGCGACAAGGAGAAGCGGGAAAAGUACGACAAGUAUGGCACCGACCCGGACAGCCGCUUCGAGAGCGCCCGCGCACAGAACCCAUUCUCAGGCUUCGGCUCGCGACAAGCGGCGGCGGCGGGAGGCGGUGGCGGUCCCUGGGACGAUGAGAUGACGCCCGAGGAAAUGUUUGCGCGCUUCUUUGGCGCUGGAGGCGGUCCCUUUGGCGGAGGAGGCUUUGGAGGUCCCCAGUUCGUCUUCAACUUUGGCGGCGGCCCCGGCAUUCGAGUGCACCAAUUCGGCGGCGGCAUGCCCCGAGCGAGACCGCGAGAGGCCCAAGGAGCCCCCCAGCAGGAGCAGCACGGCCUGCAGACGCUGCUCGGCCUGCUCCCCAUCCUCCUCUUCUUCUUCGUGCCCCUCAUCACCUCCAUCUUCUCUGGCGGCUCCUCCACCCCCGCCACGCCGCGCAUGGUCUUUGACAGCCCCCAGGCUCCCUUCACCGAGGGCCGCACAACGCCGAACCUCAACGUCAAAUACUUUGUCGUACCCUCCGAAAUCGCCUCAUAUAGCAAGUCCAAGCUGCUUCAGCUGGACCGGACAGCCGAGCUCAACCUGGUGCGGCAGCUGCGGUACGAGUGCGAGAACGAAAUCAUGCACAAGCGGCAGUUGAGGGAGGCAGCCACCGGAUGGUUUUACCAGGACCCGGUCAAGAUGGCCGCUGCCGAUGCGUAUAAGAUGCCCUCGUGCCAGCGCCUGGAGACGUUGGGCGUGAGCCGGUCAUGAGACAUGGGGGAGACAAGGGUAAAAGAAGAAAAAAAAGAGACACAAUGGGCACUUUUCAUGAGGGAUUACGGACAUCAAAGACACUUGUUGAUAUGCUAUUUUAUAUACACUCGAAACGGAAUUGGCUGCAGGGAGUUGGGUUUUCUUUGUACGCUGGCGAGAGACACUGAAGCUUGUAGUAUGGCAUGAUGAGCAUGAGCGAGUAGAGCGACGUGGACGGCGUGUGA